AUUAGCGCCAAUCAGCUUGCCGCGCCGUGAUACGACACCGUUUGCUGCUGCUUCACUCGUUCAAACCAGAACUACAGACGGUCGGAGAAACCCUAGCGGCCAAAUCGACGACGACGUGUGAUCGGAAAACAUGGCAAUUGCUCGAACCGGCGUCUACGUCGAUGACUAUUUGGAAUCUCAGAAUCGGAAGUUUCCUCUUAUCUACAGAUGCGAGCACGUUGCCUGCUGAGCUCCAGAGGCUCCUCAACACCGUCCGUGAGCUCGAUGGCAGGUCCCAAUCUAUGAUAAACCAGACGAGGCAGCAGACGAAGUACUGCCUAGGGCUGUCGUCGCAGGGCAUGAAGAAGGGGAACGCCAGCCAUGAAGAAGACGAUGCUGCGACCGAGAAGCUGAGGAAAGAGAUUGAGGCUAAUCAGGACAGCGCGUUGUGUCUGUGCACGGAGAAGGUUCUGCUUGCACGGCAGGCAUUUGACCUCAUUGAUGGCCAUGUUAAGAGACUCGAUGAAGAUCUGAACCACUUCGCUGAAGAUCUUAAGCAAGAAGGAAAAAUCUCUCCAAAUGAACCAGCAAUUCUUCCCCCGUUACCUCUUGUCCCUAAAAGUGAGAAACGCAAGUCCUAUUUUGGAACAUCUCAAUUCUCCAGGAGGUUUGAUUUCAGGGACUGGGACCAUUAUCGGGACCGAGACAGGGAUUUCGAGCUCAUGCCCCCUCCAGGAAGCCAUAAGAGAGAAUUUGCUAAUCACCUGGACAUCGAUCAGCCCGUCGAUCCAAACGAGCCUACAUACUGUAUCUGUCAGCAGGUGUCUUUUGGAGAUAUGAUUGCCUGUGACAAUGAAAACUGCCAAGGAGGUGAAUGGUUCCACUACUCGUGUGUUGGCUUGACGCCCGAGACCAGAUUCAAGGGGAAGUGGUACUGCCCGACCUGCAGACUGCUUUCACAGUGCCAAUUGUAGUAUAUGUACAUAUAAAGAAGGUUGUCAUUUUCUUGGAUCUCUUAUCAGCAGAUGGUAGCAUUGCUGCCCUAUUCAUAGUUCGAGUUGGUUUACUAGCAAAAUCCUCGAACACGAACAGGAAGAGAAGGUGGGGGGUGGUGUGGGUGGGUUAAAGAAGAUUUAGAUUAUGAUGUUGGCUUUGUUUUAUCAUCUAUAUAAUAUGAAUAGUUAAGAUGAACUAGAAAGGCGAUUGUUGCAAUAUAUUUGAAUGGCUACUUUGAAGAAAGAGAUGGAUUCAUGUAUGAUGCUAAGGAGGCAUUUGACUCCAGUAUUCUUAGAGUUAGAUUGCAGCAGAAGUGGAUUACAGGAAAAAUUAACCGUUGAAUCAUUUUGUGUGGAUCGUAGGUCAAAAGGUGUGAUCAUUGUGUUUGGUACAUGUAUUUGAUUAUUGAAAAUAUGAGUGAUAAUAUUAUAUAAGAUUACUUUUAUAG
Punica granatum (pomegranate) is the source of this 1423-nucleotide messenger RNA. The record is from RefSeq and is a predicted model, not a curated record. NCBI's taxonomy places the organism in Eukaryota, Viridiplantae, Streptophyta, Magnoliopsida, Myrtales, Lythraceae.